AUGACUGCAUCAUCGCUGCUGGCUGCCCUCGUGGUGGUGACCUGCGCUGCUCUUUUGCCAUUCUCUGCUGCUCAAACCAGUUGCAGUGGUCGAUGUGGUGACCCAUUCGCUCGUGGUCAGCCCUGCCAGUGUGACGCCAGCUGCCUCACUCACGACGAAUGCUGCAAGGACUUUGAGGCUCUCUGCACUUUCGGUGAGUCGUGCAGUGGUAGGUGUGGUGAAUCGUUCAGACGAGGCAGGCUUUGUGAGUGUGACCCAGGCUGUGUCCGCUACGACACCUGUUGCCGUGACUACCAGAACCACUGUGACCAGAGCCAGACCAUAUACCCUUCUCCAUCCGACCUCUUCCCUGAGACUCAGGACUAUGAUACCAACGGCCCUUACCCUGGAUCCAGCAGCCCGAAGAGCCAGAGGGACUAUUCUCGUUUCUCUGAGGACCCAGCUUCCCCUUUGAGCCCUGACUUCUACCCUCUGACUGACAGCUUCAAUGUUCCCAGCUCCACCGCCCCAGAUACUGUCAUGGAUGCUGAUGCAUUGUGUAGUAGUUUGUAUGCCAGCUUGUGUUUGUUUGUAUGUACGUGUUCUAACAUCCUUCAUCUUACCUCAUGUGAAGCUCUGAGUGAUUCAGCCACCAGUCUCUUGGAGGGCAUCUCCCUCCUCCUCCCUACACCCAUGGCCACCACUCCCUUGGCCCUGUCUUCCUUCACUGGUCAGCUACCUGGAUCUGCUAACUUCCCAUCCACUGGCUUGCCUAUGCCCAGCCAGGGUGGAGCCUCAGCAGAUAAUGCUGGCCCCCUGGCCCUGUUGUCUGGACCUCCCCUGCUCCCUACUCUGGCAGAUAUCGCCAAGGCCUUGGGACUAAAGAACCCCAUCACUCUGGCAGACAUAGCCAAGGCCAUGGGCCUCAACACUCCUAAUGACCCAAUCACUUUGGCAAACAUAGCCAAGGCCUUGGGGUUCAACAACCCCAACGAUCCUAAACCUCCCCAAAACCCCAAGAACUCCAUCCUUCUGGCAGACAUAGCCAAAGCCAUGGGGCUUAACUCCCCCAAUGACCCAAUCACUUUGGCAAACAUAGCCAAGGCCUUGGGGUUCAAGAGCCCCAAUGACCCUAAACCCCAGCAAAACCCCAGCUCUCUGGCAGACAUAGCCAAGGCCUUGGGGCUCAACUCCCCCAAGGACCCCAUCACAUUGGCAAACAUAGCGAAGGCCUUGGGGUUCAACAACUCCAAUGACUCUAAACCUCCCCAAAACCCCAACAACCCCAUAACUCUGGUAGACAUAGCCAAGGCCUUGGGGCUCAAUAGCCCCAACGACCCCAUCACUUUGGCAAACAUAGCCAAGGCCUUGGGAUUCAACGACCCCAAUGCUCCUAAACCCCCCCAAUACCCCAGCUCUCUGGCAGACAUAGCCAAGGCAUUAGGGUACAACAACAUCGACCCCAUUACUUUGGCAGACAUAGCCAAGGCCUUAGGGCUCAAAAAAGAAAACAACCCCUUCACUCUGGCAGACAUAGCCAAGGCCUUAGGGCUCAAAAACCUCAAAGACCCCAUUACUUUGGCAAACAUAGCCAAGGCCUUGGGGCUCAAAGACCCCAGCACUCUGGCAGACAUAGCCAAGGCCUUAGGGUUCAACAACCCCAAUGACCCCAAACCCCCCCAAAACCCCAGCUAUCUGUCAAACAUAGCUAAGGCCUUAGGGCUCAACAGCCCCAACGACCCAAUCACUUUGGCAAACAUAGCCAGGGUCUUGGGGCUGGACGACCCCAACAAACCCAUCACUCUGGCAGACAUAGCCAAGGCCUUGGGGCUCAAUGCUUCCAGCAAAUUGGCAGACAUAGCCAAGGCCUUGGGGGUCAAGAACAUCAACAAACCCAUCACUCUGGAAGACAUAGCCAAGAUCUUGGGAUUCAAAAACCCCAAAGAUCCAAACACUCUCCAAAAUCCCAACACUCUGGCAGAUGUAGCCACGGCCUUGGGGCUCAGUGACCCCAAUAAACCCAUCACUCUGGCAGACAUAGCCACGGCUUUUGGACUUAAUGACCCCAGCACUCUGGCAGACAUAGCCAAGGCCUUGGGGGUCAAGAACCCCAAUGACCCUAAAAGAACUAACACUCUGGAAUACAUAGCCAAGGCCUUGGGGCUCAACGACCCUAACAAACCCAUCACUCUGGCAGACAUAGCCAAGGCCUUGGGGGUCAACAACCCCAAUGACCCUAAACCCCUCCAAAACCCCAACAAACCUAUCACUCUGGCAGACAUAGCCAAGGCCUUGGGGCUCAAAAACCCCAACAACCUCUUUACCCUGGCUGACAUAGCCAAGGCUUUAGGGCUCAAAACCCCCAAAGACCCCAUCUCUUUAGCAAACAUAGCCAAGGCCUUGGGGCUCAAAGACCCCAGCACUCUGGCAGACAUAGCCAAGGCCUUAGGGUUCAACAACCCCAACGACCUUAACCCCCCCCAGAACCCCAGCUAUCUGGCAGACAUAGCUAAUGCCUUAGGGCUCAACAGCCCCAAUGACCCAAUUACUUUGGCAAACAUAGCCAGGGCCUUGGGGCUGAACGACCCAAACAAACCAAUUACUCUGGUAGACAUAGCCAAGGCUUUGGGUCUCAAUGACUUCAGCACUUUGGCAGACAUAGCCAAGCCCUUGGGGGUUAAGAACCCCAACAAACCCAUCACUCUGGCAGAUAUAGCCAAGGUUUUGGGAUUCAAAAACCCCAACGACCCUAAAACCCCCGGAAACCCCAACACUCUUGCAGACGUAGCCACGGCCUUGGGGCUCAACGACCCCUACAAACCUAUCACUCUGGCAGACAUAGCCACAGCUUUGGGAUUCAAUGACCCCAGCACUCUGGCAGACAUAGCCAAGGCCUUGGGGGUCAAAAACCCCAAUGACCCUAAAAUACCCAACAACCCCAACACUCUGGCAGACAUAGCCAAUGCCUUGGGGCUCAACGACCCCAACAAACCCAUCACUCUGGCAGACAUAGCCAAGGCUUUGGGACUCAAAGACCCCAGCACUACGGCAGAAAUAACCAAGUCCUCGGGCUACAACAACCCCAACACAGGUCUACCAGAUGCCGACAGUAACCCAGACCUCUGCAGUGACUUGCCCCUCAACGGAUUGACCACUCUGGCCAACGGCACCAUUCUCAUCUUCAAGGGUCAUUUCUUCUGGACCAUAGAUCCCAUCACCAAGGACCAUGGGCCAGCUCACAACAUCAGAGAGGAGCUGGGCAUCCCCUCCCCCAUCGACAGUGCCUUCACCCGCACCAACUGCCAGGGAAAGAGCUAUAUCAUCAAGGGUGAUGACUACUGGAGGAUGGACAAUGGCAACAUGGAGCCUGGUUACCCCAAAUCUGUUGCCUCUGGUUUUCAUGGUCUGACUGGCACCAUCACUGCAGCCCUGCCUGUGCCUGCUACCAGGAGGAGGCCUGAGUCUGUCUACUUCUUCAAGAAAGGAGGCACCAUGCAGAAAUACUCAUACCAUGCUGGAAGUAGCACUGUCUGUGGCAAGAAAUCCAAGCCCAGCGCAAAGAAACGCCACGCUCGCCAAACAGAGAUGAGUCUGGGAGCCGAGAUCAACAUCAAGCUGGCUCUGAAAGGCUUUCCCUCGUCAGUGACCUCAGCGGUGUCUGUCCCCAGCCCCAAGAAGGCCGACGGAUACGACUACUUCCUCUUCGCUGGACCUCUGUACUUCAACAUCAAGAUCUCUGGUGAUCUGCCUGCUCUGGCCAAACCAGACAAUGCUGAUCCCCGCCAAAACUCCAUCAAGAAGUGGCUCAAGUGUAUCUAGAGCAUUCCCUAUGGAUGGACCAACAACGCACAGAGCACACCUAUGGCAACCAUUUUCUUUCUUUUUUUCCAUAUUAGGAAAACCAAAGCAACAGAACAAUUAUUCUUCUUGAAAAUAAAUUAAUAAAAAUGUACACUUUUAAAGCACAUGGUAUCUGCUGAUACAAAAUUGGGAAGAAAGAAUCUAACCAUUGCUCUCUCUCUCUCUUACGAUCACAAAUUGGUAGGAUUUAUUUUAUUAGACUAAGACACUAUGAUUGAGACUUGGGAGUAAGGGAAUGGAGCAGUCCAUGAUGACAUCAUUAGCGGGGUAGGUUUCCUCUACCGAAAGGGAGUCUUCAAGCCCAUACCUUGAAUGGAAGGGGUGAGAAGAGAAGAGCCAUUAGACAUCAUCCAAAAUUGCCACUUCAAGAAGUUUAUAACUCUCCAUUGUGUUUCUUAAGCUCGGCUCACUAGAGCUUCUUUGAAUGUUGUUUUGAUGUGCAUUGAAAUAGCUACCUCUCUGAACUCAAACAUCAGCUAAAACGUUUGACAAGACAUCACGUUAAGACCACACCAGGGGGGUUUAAAUAUCUCUUGCAUGACCGCAACCCUGCUCCAACCAUCCUUGUGUCACAUGUAAUCCGACAUGCCAAACAAAAGUAUACAAUGUGUCCUUUGUGUCGCUUACUUUCUCUGGC
Molecule: messenger RNA, 4477 nt
Organism: Oncorhynchus mykiss (rainbow trout)
Lineage: Eukaryota; Metazoa; Chordata; Actinopteri; Salmoniformes; Salmonidae
Source: RefSeq, a predicted model, not a curated record